UUUUUUUGACCAGCAAAACACCACAGUCGCCAUUUUGACUGAGACCGAUCGCGGCGGUAACAACUGUGCUCACUCUUACCCAGAAACCCUUUUUCAAACUGGAAACUGUUUUAUGUUUCAACAUACACGUCGCCAUUAAAGUCUGCGUCUGGAAAUAACCCAACAAGUAGGUAAGAAUUACCCUUUUCUUCAAUUGUUGUUAAUGUGUUUCAGUAGCUUACCUUUUGGAUAUUAAUGUUAUUUUAGUCAUUGCUUAGUCGAUUCAAACUGCUCACCGACAUUGAAGGUGAAUUGUUCUGCAUGUUUAGAUUUGUUUUUAAAUGUGUCCACUUUAUUUUGAUUGAUAAUCAUGUCCUAUAAGAUUGACGCUAAAUUAUUUUAAAAACUGUACUUUUGUAACUAUAUUCUGAGUUAUUUCAAUCAAAUGUGUAAUUGUGCCUAGAUCAGUGGUUCUUAACCUGGGUUCAAUCGAACCCUAGGGGUUCGGCGAGUCUGCCUCAGGGGUUCGAUGGAGCCUUUGCCACCUAAAGACACCUCCGACUUAUCGUGUAAAUAAAAACUUCUCCCUAUCAGCGUAUUAUGGAUACCCCCAAUCAAUGUUCCCUCUAAUUUUCCAUCCGAUUUGCUGGUUGUUUGAUUGAUCGAUUGAAACUUUUACUGGCAAAUUGCAAAGGAAGAGAAUACAUUAUAAGAAACAGUACAGUUUACACAGUACAGUACAUAUUCCGUACAAUUGACCACUAAAUGGUAAAACCCAAAUAAGUUUUUCAACUUGUUUAAGUCGGGGUCCAUGUUAAUCAAUUCAUAGUAAUGUGUGUAAUUUGUUGUGAAUUCAUGCACUGUGUUGGUUUUGUUCUUUAAACAAGGUGAUGUUCAUGCACGGUUCAUUUUGUGCAUCAGUAAAAAAAACAUAUGACUUUUUCUUGAAUUUGAAAAAAAAAAACAUUUUAUUUUUCACUAAAGAAGGGUUCGGGGAAUGCGCAUAUGAAACGGGUGGGGUUCAGUACCUCCAACAAGGUUAAGAACCACUGACCUAGAUACUACAAUGCUAGAUGAGGUGGGGAUUUAUAACAGGAAUUACAUUUUCAUAAUGUUGUACCAUAUAUUUACUUUAAUCAAUUUGUGCAAUAACAACCACUUUCAGUCCCAUGGGGAGUGUUUUUUUAUUGAUUUUUGUAGGUUUAAAUCCAUCCUCUGGCCCUUUGCUGGGAUCCCUGGAUACGGAUAGCGUACCUGUCUUUGAGAAUACAUGAGCAGAAGACAUGUUUUUCCUGUCAGCUUUGGGUGUCAACAGCUGUAAAUACCCAUGUUCCCUCUAUCGCCAAUCAAAUGUUUCCAAGUGUCAAAAAUUCAAGCUGGCCCAAGAAGAUUUGUUUUUUUUCCACCCACCACUUGCACCUUUUUUGAAACCUGAGUUUUAGUCUUCCCCCCCCCCCCCCCAAGCUGCAACCCCCCUUUUUAAUUAAAGAUAAAUAGAUGAAGGAAAAGGACUUGAACACACCAUCAGUAAUGUUAAGCAGUCUGACAGAGAUAAGGGCUCUGGGCGACCCACCUUCCCAUUUUCCUCUUAUCUCAUGGAUCAAGUGUUCCUCCAGGACUUCAUACUGAAACAAGAAUACCCCAUCAUCAACCUACCAAAGAGGAAGAAAGUGUACACCUAUUGCCACCUCAGGUUGUCCUGUUGGCCAAAAAGACGACCAGGAAUCCAAAAUUCUUAACCUAAUAGACACCAACCAAGACCCACACCAGCCUCACUAUGACUAACCAUGGAGACGACUGCUAUUUCUUUUACUAUUCUACCUGCACCAAAGGAGAUGACUGCCCUUUCAGGCACUGUGAUGCAGCGAUGGGCAACGAAACGGUCUGCAAUCUUUGGCAGGAGGGACGUUGCUUCCGAAACGUCUGCAAAUUUCGCCAUAUGGAAAUCACAAAAAAGCGUAAGGAAAUACCGUGUUAUUGGGAAAAACAUCCAGCGGGCUGCCAGAAACCUCACUGCGCUUUCUUCCAUGAAAAGCCGCGCUAUGUUGUUGGUGUAGUCAUUCCACCUGACAUAAGUCACAGUGAGAUUGAGGAACAACCGCAUGAAGAGCCACCACCCCUACCAGCCACUCCUCUUCCCACUGCGGCUAAUCUCCAGUUGAGAGGAGUCAUGAAAACCGAAAGCCAAGAACCAGUUCCCAGCCCCACCCAUCCCCCAGUGGUGAUUAAUCCAGCCGAUGAUGACGAGGAUGAAGACGACCAAUUCUCAGAAGAGGGAGACGGUGUCCCAUCCCCAAGGAAGCGGCCUAAGUCUGUAGAUGAAUUGCACAACUUUGGAGUGAGCACAUUGGAGGAGAUACGGCUGAGAAGGGCCCUUAAAGCCAGCAUGAAUCGAACAAUACCUCCCCUUCAGAGUGCUGAUAGUCCUGUCAACGGCGAGAAGGAAAAUAUCCAAGCUUUUCGGGCCACCUUUAACACAUCUAAUGACGCAAAGCUGCUUUUUGAAGAAGGCUUCAGACGAAGAGGCAACAUAGCUGACAGACUUGGGAAACAAAUCCCCAGCACCUGUGUGAAAGGUGGAGAGGUUGUUCCACUGAAAAACAGUCUAGCGGAGCGUUUGGGUCGAUUUGUCAAUGAAGAAGAGGCACAAAUACCCUCUCCAAAAGCUAUGAGGUCGAUAAAGGAGAGACUCACAUUACCUUCUGGACCCAUUGCAGUCAGUCAAACAGAUGAGGGUAGCGCGGAAUCAAAGAGCACAAGUCAGCAGAUUCGUAUUAAAACUCUGGAAGAAAUAAGACUGGAAAAGGCAGCAAAGUCUCAGAGGCAGAACAACUGUCCUCCUGGAAAUGCAGAAGGGAUUAAAACCAAAACAGUCCCCACACAAUCCUCCAAGGCUGUAAAAAGAGUCAUUACUGUCGACAACAGCAAAAACGUUUGUGACACCCUCCACCCCAAGAAAAGAAAAGCAGCUCAGCAGCACUUAAAGCAAACAGCUGGGGGCGACAGAGUGUCGGAAGUAGCGGAACCCAUAUCUGCUGGCACAAAAACAUGGGAAGUUAGAGUGAAGACCUUGGAGGAGCUGCGCAGGGAGAAGGCAACCCGAAUUCAAGACCAUCGAGUUAAGCGUUCAAAUCUGGAGGAAGAGAAGAAGAUGGCUUUGAUGCCAAAAAACAACCUGGCUUCUCAGAGUGAAGACACGACAGACAAGAGUGUUGAAGUGAAUAAGACAACAUUAGGAGCUGCUGCAGAAGUAAUAGCUGUGACUACCCCCUCCAAAAACGAUGUCAAGGUGAAAACCUUUGAGGAGAUCAUGCGAGAAAAACAUCUCCGCAAGCAGGAAAUGGCUAAGCAGGUUUCCAGCUGCCAGCAGGCCAACACUCCCUCUGACAGAGAGCCUGCACCCAAACCAUUGGUGUGUCCCCUCAAAAAGAAGAUUGUGACCAAAGUCAGUUAUUCGCCACCACGUAUGUCCACUUUGGAUGCUGACAAGGUCCCACACAUUCAGAACGUCCGCGUUGAAAAGUUGAAAACAGUCAAAUCCAGAAACAACACGGGUGCGAGAUCAGUCCCUGCGAGGCAAAGUACCACACCCCUUCAAGAAGACCCUCACUCACUAAGUCACAGCAGCUCCAACAACAUCCAGGAAAACACCGCAGGUUUACCGAUUCCAGAUAGACUGCGGAGUCCAGCCCCCUAUAAAACACACAACACCAACACUAAAGUGAGGCCUAAACUGAAUGUGAAGCCAUCUGUCAUGCAGCCUUUACUGCAUGUGCAAGCAGGCAAGAAAAGGAAGGCAGCAGAGCGCUCGGCUGUCGCUGCAGUUAAACCUCUUAACAGUGCAUCUAUACUUCUGGACCAAUCACCGCAGCAGCCUGCAAGUUUGCAGGUGUCGUCAAACUCCAGCGAAGAAGUUGAGCUGUCGUCUCCGAUGUCGUGUAUUCUCAGCACCUUGUUGGAGUCCAGCUGCAGCUCCAGUGAGGAUCAGCACAACAUUCCUGCUGCAAAAGACAGUCUUGCUGCUACUACACAGACUCCUCCAGCCCACAGCUCCGUGCCGAAGGCUGCGCCUCAAAGUAAGUCUCGUCGACAGAGCGUGGCCGCAUCGCGCAAUUCAUUGUCGGCUGUGGAUGAGUUUGAGGACCUCAUCAAUGAAUUCACGGACGAUCAUCUGGAAGGAGACAUGGACCCCGGCAUUGGGGAGGACGAUCUUCUGCAGGAACUGUCAGACAUGAUUGACAGCUGAGGGCUUUUGUCAUGUAAAUAUCCUCCCUCUCAGUGCAACCAAGCCCAAUGCUGGUUUUCUAUUGGCCCUCAGCAUAUUGUAAAAAAAAAAAAUAAUACAAAUAAAUGAAAUAAGACAUACACAAAGCAAAGAUGUCUUGUUCAGAUAGUUUAGCAUAUUGUUCUGAUGUCUUUAAUACACCAAUACAGCUUUAAUAUUCACUGCCAUCCUAAUGGGUAUCAUUUGAUGAGAACGUUGUUUCUUUUAUACGAACAUAGUUUUUUUUUGGGCCAUGCUGAACAUUUUUAAACAUUAGCCAGAGACAAAUGUCAUCCGAAAGUGUGUACUAUGUAUGCAAUAGUAAAAGUAGUACAACAAAAUGCUACAAUUACUUUUGCUUUGGUUUUCUUAAACCUAAAUUUCUUACGACUUUUUAGAAAACCUUCUUAAAAACCCUUGCUCUAAUCAUGACUUGAUAAGUCGUCAGGUUUUUUUUACUUUAAACUCUUUGCUACAAUUUUAUUCAGUGGGUCUUAUUUAAAAAGCACUUGGAUGGAUUACAGUACUGCAGAACAUUUCAGCAAGGCAGUUGUUGUUUUUCAUGCUUACACAAAUAUUGCUUUGAAUUGUCUUAGUUUUCCACAAGCUCACUGUUUAAAGUGACCAAAGUAUUGUAAAUAAAGUAUUUUAGCUUCCA
This is a messenger RNA of Nerophis ophidion (straightnose pipefish), 4901 nucleotides long. It is a transcript of the gene zc3h11a, whose product is annotated as zinc finger CCCH-type containing 11A. Lineage: Eukaryota; Metazoa; Chordata; Actinopteri; Syngnathiformes; Syngnathidae. The record is from RefSeq and is a predicted model, not a curated record. The coding region runs from base 1757 to 4225 and encodes 822 amino acids. The transcript is spliced from 17 exons. Gene Ontology annotation, molecular function: metal ion binding.